Thunnus maccoyii (southern bluefin tuna) is the source of this 445-nucleotide messenger RNA. Its product is annotated as 60S ribosomal protein L4-like. Gene Ontology annotation, molecular function: RNA binding; structural constituent of ribosome. Lineage: Eukaryota; Metazoa; Chordata; Actinopteri; Scombriformes; Scombridae. The record is from RefSeq and is a predicted model, not a curated record. The coding region runs from base 34 to 396 and encodes 120 amino acids. Gene Ontology annotation, cellular component: cytosolic large ribosomal subunit; ribosome. The transcript has 4 exons. Gene Ontology annotation, biological process: translation.
CCAGAUGGGGACCCUGGGACAAAAUCUUAUCAAAUGGGGGUCUGUGGUCUAGUUUGUCAAUUGGACGCUUCUGCAUCUGGACUGAGUGCUUUCUGCAAGCUUGAUGAGCUGUACGGCACCUGGCGUAAACCUGCCUCCCUGAAGACUGGAUACAACCUGCCAAUGCACAAGAUGACCAACACAGAUCUGAGCAGGAUUCUGAAGAGCGAGGAGAUCCAGAAAGCACUUCGCACACCUAACAAGAAGAUCAACCGCAGAGUCCUGAAGAAGAAUCCUCUGAAGACCUUGAAGAUAAUGCUCAAACUCAACCUAUACACCAAGACAAUCAAGGCCAAGAUGCUGAGACCCAAGAAGAAGCCCAGCAAAAAGGGAGCACCUGCAAAACCCAAGGCAUAAAUCUAUAAAUAGACUGGAGUUCAAUGAUGAAUAAAUCAGUGGUUUCAAA